Erinaceus europaeus (western European hedgehog) is the source of this 1339-nucleotide messenger RNA. It is a transcript of the gene PAGR1, whose product is annotated as PAXIP1 associated glutamate rich protein 1. The transcript is spliced from 3 exons. Bases 325 to 1068 code for a protein of 247 amino acids. Lineage: Eukaryota; Metazoa; Chordata; Mammalia; Eulipotyphla; Erinaceidae. The record is from RefSeq and is a predicted model, not a curated record.
AGAUUCGCCGGGGGGGGGGGCGCGGCUGGGAGGGGGCGGGACUUCGCUUCCAGGUGCGGAGAGGGGCGUCGUGAAGGUUUAAAAGCGUGCCCGCCUCUCCCUGCUCUGUAAAGUGCAGUUUCCCGGUGCUUGGAGACCGCAACGCACGGGAUCUGGGUCUGCGGGGCGAGGAUUGAGCGUUCCCUCCUGGGAAGGCGCGGUCUGGCCGCAGAGUCCGCCGCGCCGGGAGCCGGCUGCCUGGAGAGACGAACCUCCGAGUCCCGGGGAGCCGGGGCGGUGCGUCCUGCAGCUCCUGUCCCCGCGGGGCCCCUUCCCGGGUCGCCCAUGUCCCUUAUCCGGGGACAUGGAGACACUGCGGCCACCACGGCGGUGCUGUCUGAAGAAGGGGAGGUGACCUCGGACCUCCAAGCUCUGGCCGUGGAGGAUCCGGGAAACCCCUCUGCUUCGGCCGGGAAAGCCGAGGACGAGGCGGGAGGAGGCCGGGAGGCGGCGGCGCGGGAGGGCGCCGGGGCGGAGGAGCUGCGGGGAGCAGCCGCGGGCGCCGCCGACGACGACGACGACUGGAACGUGCCCUGCAGCGACGAGGAGUUGGAGCUCCCGCCCGACGGCCAGCCCUGGAUGCCGCCUCCCGCCGAGAUCCGGCGGCUCUACGAGAUGCUGGCUGCCGGCCACAUCCCGGAGCUGAAGACCCGGAUCCUGCCCCGACGGCCGCCCACCCCCGAAGCCCCUAGCGAAGAGGAGAGAUCCGACGACGAGCCCGAGGCCAAAGAAGAGGAGGAGGAAAAACCCCAUAUGCCUACAGAAUUUGACUUUGAAGAUGAACCUAUGACACCAAAGGACUCCCUGAUUGACCGGAGGCGCACCCCAGGAAGCUCAGCCCGGAGCCAGAAACGGGAAGCCCGCUUGGACAAGGUCCUCUCAGACAUGAAGCGCCAUAAGAAGCUGGAGGAGCAGAUCCUUCGGACUGGCCGGGACCUCUUCAGCCUGGACUCAGAGGACCCCAGCCCCUCCAGCCCCCCACUCCGGUCUUCAGGGAGUGGUCUCUUCCCCCGCCAGCGAAAGUACUGAUAUCUGCUGCUGUGGGGUGCAGCUCUAGACCUGCUGGGGUCCUGUCCAGGCUUCCAGACAACUUGGGGAGAGGGGAGGAGCCCCAAGCUCCCAGCACAACACCCUGCGGUGAGGGAGGUUGUGAGUGUGUGUGUUUCUGUUGACCAGCUUCUGUUUGGACACCUGCACUGAGCUUUCUUCCCUUUUUUCCACUCUUUGUGUUUUUGAGAGUGGAACUGGAUUUUCUGUAUCUAAAAUAAAAAAAAAAGAAGUGCAAAGUUUUCUUUUAGCA